Messenger RNA from Platichthys flesus (European flounder), 1417 nucleotides. Its product is annotated as macrophage mannose receptor 1-like. The transcript has 4 exons. The coding region runs from base 10 to 1197 and encodes 395 amino acids. Lineage: Eukaryota; Metazoa; Chordata; Actinopteri; Pleuronectiformes; Pleuronectidae. The record is from RefSeq and is a predicted model, not a curated record.
AGCAUCAGGAUGGAAGGGAUCUUCAUUGGUGUCUUGUGUCUCUCAGGGUGCCUCACCUUCUCCACAUGCCUCCUCCAUCAAUACCACUUUGUGUCUGAAGCAAAGAAUUGGACUGAAGCUCAGCGCUACUGCAGAGAGAAGUACACAGACCUGGCCACUAUUGAAAACACUGAAGAGAUGAAGAAACUUAAUGACACAGUUUCUGUCGCUGGUCACAGCUCUGAGGUUUGGAUUGGCCUGUACAGUCAUAUUGACUGGAAGUGGUCAGAUGGGUUCAACCAGAGUGGAGCUGAAUAUAGGAAGUGGGAGCCUCCUGACCCCAGUAAUUCCAAACCCAUCAAUGAGCUCUGUGUGAUCCAGAUCAAAUCUGGAAAUUGGUAUGAUACUGAAUGCCAUGAACAGUGUCCAUUUGUCUGCUACAACGGAACAUUAGAGGAUUCUGACUUUGUGCUAGUGAAUACAUCAAAGAAUUGGACUGAGGCUCAGAGGCACUGCAGAGAAAACUACACAGAUCUGGUCACUGUGAGGAACGACACUGACAACUGCAAGAUAUGUAACUUGAAACCCCAUGGCAAUCGGGCAUGGAUCGGUUUGUACAGAGAUCCUCAGAUUUACUGGUCCGACGGGAGUAACUACUCAUUCAGCUCCUGGUAUCAGGGUUUCAACCCACUUGGCUUGAUGAAAGUCGUAUGUGGUGUUGCAGAUUUGGAGCAGGGAGGGAAAUGGAGGUUAUGUUCCUGUGAAGAAAGAAAACCAUUUGUCUGCUACAGCAUGGAAAUGCGGUGCCUCACCUUCUCCACAUGCCUCCUCCAUCAGUACCACUUUGUGUCUGAAGCAAAGACUUGGACUGAAGCUCAAAGCUACUGCAGGGAGAAGUACACAGACCUGGCCACUAUUGAAAACACUGAAGAAAUGAAGAAGCUUAAAGACACAGUUUCUGCCACUGGUCAGAGCUCUGAGGUUUGGAUUGGCCUGUACAGUCAUAUUGACUGGAAGUGGUCAGAUGGGUUCAACAAUAGUGGAGCUGAAUGUAGGAGCUGGAAUGGAAAUGACCCAAACUAUGAAGCAGCCAAUGAACUCUGUGUGGUCCAGACAGAGUCUGGAACAUGGUAUGAUAUUAAAUGCCAUGUAGAGAUUCCAUUUGUCUGCUACAACGGUAAUAAUGUGCUUUAUAUUGAUCUUUACUAUACAACAUAAUCUAUAAGAUAUGGUUUUGAAAACCAUUGUGUGAUCUCAACAAUCCCUUUUUUGUUCUCAAACUUAACUGCAGGAACAUUAGAGAAUUCUGACUUUGUGCUGGUGACAACAGCAAAGACUUGGUCUGAGGCUCAGAGGCACUGCAGAGAACACUACACAGAUCUGGCCACUGUGACGAACGCCGCUGACAACAACAAGAUAAAGAACUUGAUAACACCUC